This is a messenger RNA of Spodoptera frugiperda (fall armyworm), 3181 nucleotides long. RefSeq names its product G kinase-anchoring protein 1. The transcript is spliced from 7 exons. Lineage: Eukaryota; Metazoa; Arthropoda; Insecta; Lepidoptera; Noctuidae. Gene Ontology annotation, biological process: signal transduction. Gene Ontology annotation, cellular component: Golgi apparatus. The coding region runs from base 179 to 1183 and encodes 334 amino acids. The record is from RefSeq and is a predicted model, not a curated record.
GCUAAUUUAUUGUUUAUUGAUUUUUUAUUUUUUCUAAUCUGGCAAUCAUACGUUUGUCGGCAGCUUCAGCUGUCUAAUCCGUUGGAUUUCCCUAUCGCCGCUUUCUGGGAGUUUAUUUGUUACAGCAAAACAGAUCAUUCGAUUUCCCACUAAUUUCCAAUAGAUCCAAUAUCCUGAAAUGGCUCAAUUGGUCGUACAAUCUCGGUUUGCCGGUCUGAAGAUCGAGGAUGACGACUACCCACCCACCGAAAACCAGAAGUCGAAAAAGUCGAAAGUGAACAACUCUAAAAAGACUGAACCUCCAAAGAAGCAGAAAAAUGUUACAAAUAAACCCCAGCCUGGACCAAAAAAGAAGAAGUCUAAACCACAACAAGUAUCUGCCGAUCAAUGGGAACUGUGGAAACAGAAGGAUGAAGAGAUGGUUGUUGGCCAUUUUGAGGAUGAACUGCAGCAAGCUAUAUUACUAUCAAAGCUUGAUUUUGAAAAGGAGGAAGGAAGAGUAUACCUACAAACUAAGGAGAGUGCAGAAUUUGAGGAAACGAUUAGUGAGCUAAGCAAGCAAGAAGCUAAAAAACUAAAGAAAAAAAAUGUCAUGAGCCUGGACCAGUUUAAUGAUAUGAUGAAUGCUGGAGAGGAAUUGAAAUUACCACCCCAUGUUAAUGAGAAGUGUGUGCAGGAAGUUCCAAAGUCUCCCGGUAAGGACCCAGGGUUUUUCGACCGAGUAAAAGCCGAGACUAAGAAGGAACUCUUAAAGGAAAAGGUCGUUGACAAACCCAGGGUACCGCCUCCAAUAAGUAAUGAAGUUAUUACGAGAUUACAAUUUACUGAUGCAUUGGAGAGAAAGGACCAGGAGAUAGCAACACUGAAGGAAGAGGUUGAAAACCUCAAACAUGAACUUUUCACAGUCAAAUCCAGAAAUAAGAAGCUGUGUAAUAUACUUGGACAGGGAGAGAUGAAAGACAAAGCUGAAGUGUUAAUAGAGGUGGAGCGACUGCGGUCGGUGCAGGCCGAGCUGACCGCGGAGCUGGCCUCGCUACACACGGACCUGGAGAAGGAACGCUCCAAGAAUACUGACCCCAGAGCCCAUAAAGACAAGAAAAAUACCACAAAAAAGAAAAACAUACGGUUCGAUGUUUCGUCAGAAGCUUUACUAGCAAAAGAUUCGAGUUCCGGUACAGGUUAAUUAAAAAAUUUAUACGUAUUUUUAAUAAAAAUUAAAUGUUAUAAAAACCGAAAUAAACGGAAAAAGAUCUGUGAGAUUUUUAUUAUUUGUAUUAUAGUUUAAGAUUAGGUAUUUGGAUUGUGGUAGUAUCAUAUCCUUUUGACACAUAUGUAUGACUUUAUUUUAUUAUAAAAAAAAACAUAAUUAUUAUGUUAGUAUGUAUGUUUUUCGUACUCUAGGUGUAUAGGUUAAAAGUAAAUGAUACUCAAAUAUUGAUCACCGUUAUUUUAAGAUAUGUCAAUUUAUGUGAAUAAAAAUAUUUUUACGCGGUAGGUACUGUGAAGGCAGCUACAUUUUGUGUAUCUGUAUUAUUCUGCUUCUGUUCCAACCACCACAAAUACAUCAAUCGUAAUUAGUCAAAUUUCUUUAAUCGAUUAUCAACUCUAUGUAUUUAUAAUAAACUUAUUGUACGAAGAUAAAGAUUGUACGAAAUCUCUAAGUUGUUCAAUCGAUUUUAUACUAUUUAUUGAUUGCAUCUUGAAUCAUCCGACUACUGCGGAACAAAAAGAAGAGUUAUAAUUUUGAUCACCAUGAAGUUCUUCAAUAGAUUCUCGUCUAUUAAAUUAUUAUUAUACUUGGAAAUAGUUAUUAAACUAUUUUACUGUUCUAAUACUAUUACUUAAAACUAUCUAGGCAGUGGUUGCAAGAGCACUGCAGAACAAGGAGUCUUGAAUAUUUUCAGUUUUGGAAAUUCUAGAAUGGAAGAUUCACUUUAUAUUGCUUGAAAUUAGUUCCAAGUCCUGACAAGGUAUCCAUAAGUAUCACAACUCGUUAGGAGUGGGUAUUAUUAUCAAAACAUGCAUUUACGGUAAGAUGAUUUCAUUUACCUUAAGUUACCUAUUAAGAGAAAUUUGACAAAUUAUUGAUUGACCAGCUUCUGUACACUAUGUAAAAUUUAAUUCUGCAAUAUUGUAGAUUUGGUUACACAUGUUUGUAGUAUUUUAUUUGAUACUCGCAUUGGUGUACUUUGAACGUAAAAUAGAUGUUUGUCGUAGCUCAGACUAAUCUUUAGUACGUGUAAUUAGUUAGACUGCUCAUGUAUCGCUUAGCUGUUAAGUUUCUAGUACAUUCGAGUGAAAAUUUAUGGCAGUUACGAUGUGUGGCUCCGGCUCUUGAUGAUUAAUUUCAUACCGACUGUGUCUGUUUUGUCUUGUUUAUACUAGGCUAGUAUUUUAGUCGAGUAGCGAGUAAUUUAGUAGCUAUCUCUUGCUACUUUCCAAAAUAUUUCUCACUUUACAAGAAUACUCGCCUAAAUUAUUGGUGUUCAGAAAUAUUGCAACGUAGUGCGAACUAAGCUAGAAUAAACUGGUUUUGUUCACGGUUUGGUUCACAUCUAUCAUUGUGGAGACGCUAGCAUAUUGAGUUUAAAACUGUCUCAAUUGAUUAUAUGAUUUUCAACUUUAUUACAAAACAAUUCGAUUUAAAAUGUAUUAAAGAAUUGAACCUGGUAAUGAAUUUAGUAUAGCUUGAUAAGCGGCUAUACAUCUUGCUUCAAUAAAAAGUCAACAAAAAUCUGAUCACUAUUUUUCCUCUUGUAAGUAAUAGUUUGUUUUGUGUUUCACCUCGUUGCCAUAAAUUUUGACUCGGAUGAUAAUUAUCACAAAAUAAUUCCGUGUAAUUUUAAAUAAGCUACAUUAUUUUUGCUUGUAUUCCUAUAUUUUUAUUGAUUGAUAUGAUUUAGAUUUACUAUUAGCUGGUUCUCUAUGAACAAUUGCUUUUUAUAUGUAAGUACUUUGAAGUAUUUCUUGACUAGUCUUUCAAAUGUGAUUGGCUCCCUUUACUGAUACUCAAAUUUUAAAAUGUGAUUUUAUGUUUUAAUUUUCAAAAUUCAAUUAAUGGUGCAAAACCAGUAUUGAUUUCGCCUAUAUUUUAUAACUGUGAUUUAUAUUUUUAGCUGGGUUUAUUGAAUUAGAAGUUAUAAGUUUUGUAUUGACAAAAAUAAAAACAUAUUUAAAACAA